This is a messenger RNA of Capsella rubella, 474 nucleotides long. RefSeq lists its product as uncharacterized. The record is from RefSeq and is a predicted model, not a curated record. The transcript has a single exon. Bases 17 to 376 code for a protein of 119 amino acids. NCBI's taxonomy places the organism in Eukaryota, Viridiplantae, Streptophyta, Magnoliopsida, Brassicales, Brassicaceae.
AAAAAAAGAAACACCCAUGGCUCUGUUUUCUAGCUUCUCAGUUUCCGCGUUUCUCAUGAUCCUUGUGUCCGUUCAAUGGACUCUUGUUUGCAGUGAAUCCACAAUCUCAGCUUCUCCUGCUGUUUUACCGUAUAUCAAUGCACCAGAUAUGUCUUCGUUUUUCCCUUCUCCGACCAAAGACUGGCCAGUCGAUACAGCGACCUCUCCUGUUUCAGAACCAGACGCGCCUGGUCCAAGCUCAGGCCGGCUUAAUGGGAAGAUUGCAGGCAGCUCAAUGAGGCUCCGUCCUGAUAUUUUGUUGGUUCUGGUCAUUGUUGGGAUCUGUAGUUUCCUAUGUGCUGACUUAUCAAUGCUUGUUAGGUUUCUUCAUAAUUAAUGUACGUGUAAAUCUUGAUUGUGCUUGCUUCCGAGUCUUUUUUGUUUUUAAUCUCAUGAACUUCAACAUAUAUACUACGUUGUUACUGUUAUACGUAA